This is a messenger RNA of Orbicella faveolata, 3068 nucleotides long. RefSeq names its product ATP-sensitive inward rectifier potassium channel 8-like. Gene Ontology annotation, cellular component: plasma membrane. Gene Ontology annotation, molecular function: inward rectifier potassium channel activity. NCBI's taxonomy places the organism in Eukaryota, Metazoa, Cnidaria, Anthozoa, Scleractinia, Merulinidae. Gene Ontology annotation, biological process: potassium ion import across plasma membrane; regulation of monoatomic ion transmembrane transport. The record is from RefSeq and is a predicted model, not a curated record.
AUUCCCAAGGGCUGGAAAAUGAGUACACCAACACAAUAAACGAAAGAGCAUAGCAAUGAACAAGCGUUGCAGCGAAUAUCGCUAAACAAAAUUAAACAUUGUGUACACUUCUAAGAACGAGGAAACCAAUUUGUCAGACAGGGCUAGCAACCAAGUUAGACGUCACUGGCAAAGGGGAGAGGCGGAACAGAGAGAAAUAGAGGAUUUUUCAGACUCGAGAGCAUCGUCCACGGAUUGCUCAAACAUGAACGACUCCGGCGGAGACGGUAGCGAAAAGUACGAACUGGAAGAAGUGACUAUACAACAGCCAAAUGGGAAAAGUGAUCCUCGAAGGAACAAACCACGGCAGGCAAGGAGUAAAAAGAAUAGAACGAAGCGAGUCCUGUCGACGAAACACGGCAAGCAACGCCGUCUCGUCGGAAAGCAGGGAGGUUUGAAAGUAGUAGCAUCACAAGUCCCACAAAAACACGGCAUGUAUAUCUCUGAUUUGUUUACAACAAUGAUUGACUCGAAAUGGCGAUGGAUCACUUUGGUAUACACUGCCAUGUACUGUGGGAGCUGGGUGGGUUUUGGAUUUUUGUGGUGGCUUAUUACGUACUUUCGCGGAGGCAACGUUUGUGUCGAUAAUGUUGACUCCUUUACAAGUGCGUUCCUCUUCUCUCUUGAGACGCAAACAACUAUUGGCUACGGUGGUCGACAAAUCACCCCUAACUGCCCCGAAGCUGUUGUUUUACUCAAUGUGCAAUCGCUGAUCGGGUUCAUUAUCGGUGCAUUUAUGUUGGGUUUGAUUUUCGCCAAACUUUCUCGUCCACGUAACCGAGCGGAAACGAUUCUGUUUUCUCGCAACGCUGUUGUGGCCGUGCGUGACGGCAAAAUGUGCCUCAUGUUUCGAGUGGGUGACGUUAGAAAGAGUCAGAUUUUAGAAGCGGUCGUUCGAGUGUACCUCUUUCGUAAAAGAAAAACUCGGGAAGGAAUUGAACUGCCGUUUUAUCAACAGAAAUUGCCCGUCGGAAUAGACUGGUCCUGUGACGAGAACUUGCUGGAAGACAGUACCAUCUUUCUGAUUCUUCCACUUACCAUAGUUCACGUUAUCGACGAAAAUAGCCCCCUCUACGAAAUGCGACCGAAAGACGUGCUUAAUUGCGAUUUCGAGAUCGUCGUAGUUCUAGAAGGAACAGUAGAAGCAACAAGUAUGCUUGUUCAAGCGAAAACAUCCUAUAUUGCGGAUGAAAUCCUGUGGGGCCAUGAAUUUGUAAGCACUACGGACGAGAGUAAGUGGAGGUCUGGCAGGUACAGGGUAGAUUUUUCAGUUUUCGAUGACACUCGCCCGGUUUCCACCCCCCGGGUUUCCGCUAAGGACUAUUACGAAGGAAAAUUGUUUAAAAUGAAUUCAGAAGCUUCUUUGCCGAGCCUUGGAAUGCAAGAAGAGGUCGACGACGAUUCAGACUCUGAAGAACAAAGACCUGCCGAUACAGUAUUAAAUAUUGGGUUUGAAACAAACGGAGGAGACACAAUUGCGUAUGUUUAACAUAAGUUAGGUUGGUAUUAGAAACAAGAAAGGUGUGUUGGAAUGAUAAGGUGUAUAUAUAGCUUGACACGGCGAGCAAAUUUUUUUCGCGACCUUGUAAAAUGAGUGCUUGGAAUAUGAAGCACUGUAUAUGGGUGAGCAGUUUGGUAAUUUUGGUAUUAACGAGAGCGCCAUUUCAUUUCAGUUUUUAAAAGCUAAAUCACAAGCUAGCUGAAGUGAUUUCAUUUUCGAACUGAUACGCACAUGAACUAAAUCACAAAGACUGCUAAUCGAAAUUUCAUGGCGGUAAACCGAUUGACCUUUUUGUGUUUGUUUUGCACAGCAAUUAACAACUCAAACGGCUUAUCAAGGUGCGAAUAUCUACAUGGCAAUCAAGAUCAAAAUACUUCUUGUGGUAAAUUUGCGUUUCGAUUCGAAUUAGAUAAUCAUUUUCGAAUUUCGAUUUUGCGCAAUAAAAAUUGGUAAUCUUUUUGUAUCACGAUAAUCCGCCAUACCAUCGUUAAUUCUGUUUCAUCAAAUUUCAGAUUAAGAAUUGACCCUUUGUUUUUCUUGCACCAGCUUGAUAAAUUCAUCGUUUAAAUAGCUCUGAUCAUAGCACGAAGUCGUUUAUGAUAGUUUUUCAUUGUAUAAGCGUUAAAACAGGCAAAAUUUUUACACAUCAUAAAACGAUAUGACACGGAAGUUCUCGCAAGUAUGUUUUGUGUGGUGAUCAGAAAAGUUGUUGAUUAUCAGCUGAAACGAAAAAUAGUAGAAUUUGGCAGAUAAUUUUAUUUUAGCCGUAGUUGUAUGCUGGGCAAACGAGUUAAAGUUAACAGCCUGCUCACGUUUUCUGGGAAGCGUCCCGCUGUCGUGGAAAUUCACGCUAGCGAAAAUUAAACUUGAUUCUAUCCACACGCGCGUAUCCAAGCUUUGACGAGGUAAAAAUAAAUAACUGACAUUAUUGCUUUUUAGCUAGAUACUGCUAGCUAUCAUUAAUUAGUUUGAAGUCAUUCGUAGUGACCUGUUUUAACUUUUGUAGCGAUCUAAAACGUUUGCGCUCAAUCUUAAACAUGGCGACCUUUACAGAAGUUAUCUUAGUCAGUAGAGGUUGCGCAACGAUGGAGAAACGUCUUCUUGGAAGGUGUGUUUAAAUAGGCGUUAAUUAAAUGAAGCCAUUGUAAGUGGCAAGUGAGAAAAUGAAACUUGGUGGCUUUUUAGAAAAUUUGUAGAAUUUUUGCGUCAUGCAAUAUUCUGGGCUCGAUUUCCGCCGCUCUCUCGAGUUCGGCCCACUUUCCUCCCCGAGAAGAGACUUCGGGGAAGGAAUGCAGGUUUCUUUCAUUCCUAAACAGUGGCUGGUAUAAAUCAAGCCUAGCAAUAUUCCUAUCUCGCAUAUAAAUAACGUAAUGAGUGUAAAUAAUGAUAUUCAAACAGCAAACCAUUUUUCAUCGACAAGGUUCUCAGUGAACUUCUAAUUUGAGUGAUUUAUUUUCUUACGUGCACAGAAAUAUAAUUUUAAGAUCAGGAAUUUGACCUGAAAUAAAUAAGUUAUUUUUGAAGAAGG